AGAGAGAGAGAGAGAGAGGAAAGCUGAAAGCUAAACAAAUCAUGACACCAGAGAACUUGAUGGGGGGACAUCUGGAAAAGUGCACCGUCCCCUAAUAAAUUAUAUGAAAAUUACUAGGAUCAGUGGGAGACUUUAGUAAUUUACUAUGAAUAUCUAGUAUAUAAUUAUUUAUUCAUUUAUUAUGUAUUUAUUAUUGUCAUUAUGACUUUUCUUCAUGCCAAUUUGCUGCCCAUCCUCCAAUCCAGCAGGUGGCGGUAAUGCACCUUCAGUUGGUUUGCCAACCGCCAUUAAAACCAAAAGAAGACGGAGAAGAAGACGAAAAGCGCACGUGCGAGAGAGAGAGAGAGAGAGAGAGAAAAUGGAGGAGAAAUAAAGAGUAUAACCCAGAAGAAGAGCGGAGUUUUAUUUAAACCGGUUGAGGAUUUUAAUCUCCAGGUUUUGGAGUGUAAACACACUGUUUAUGUUGAAGACACCUUUCAGCGCGACAGUGACCCAUAUUGAGCGGAUUCUCUCCGGGGAACUCGGUCUUAUUUGAGCAGACAGGUUUCCUCUGAAUAAAGAGGUCGUGUGAGAUGUUUGUGGAGGAAUAGAGACUUCAGGAAGCGUUUAUCCACCUGGAGGAGAAGUUCUUCUCUUCGUUCCGGUGGAUUGGUUGAAGGAUUCCAGCACGGAUGCUGGUUAAAUCCAUGUGAGGCCUGUACAGAAGUCUGGAGUGUUCAUGAGUUCCUGAAACUUCCACACGAGGUCUUUGAGCUCCAACUACAGGAACAUCUCAAAAAACUACAAUAUAGAGGAAAAGUUAAUUUUUUACCCCAGAAAAGAAAACAGAUCUCUCUCUCUCUCUCUCUCUCUCUCUCUCUCUCUCUCUCUCUGUCUGUUAGUGUGUGAGUUCAGGAAAAUGGCCGAGGCCAGUAUUUCAGUAGAUCAGGACCAGUUCAGCUGUCCAGUGUGUUUGAAUCUCCUGAAGGAACCGGUGGUGAUCCCCUGUGGUCACAGUUUCUGUAACGUGUGUAUUAAUGACUGCUGGGAUCAGGAAGAUGAGAGCGGAGUGUAUCGCUGUCCUCAGUGCAGAGACACUUUCACUCCGAGGCCUGUUCUACGCAGAAACAACAUGCUGGCUGAAGUGGUGGAGAAACUGAAGACUGAAGUUCAAGCUGCUUCUCCUGCUCACUGUUACGCUGGACCUGGAGAUGUGGAGUGUGAUUUCUGCCCCGGGAGAAAACACAAAGCCGUCAAGUCCUGUCUGGUGUGUGUGGCUUCUCUUUGCGAAACUCAUUUAAAACCUCAUCUUGAAAUUCCUGCUUUGAAAAAGCACAAGUUAGUCGAAGCUUCUGGAAAUCUCCAAGAGAAGAUCUGCUCUGAGCAUGAUAAAGUGCUGGAGGUCUACUGUCGUACUGACCAAAGCUUCAUCUGUUAUCUGUGUAUGACGGAUGAACACACAAGCCACGACACCGUCUCAGUUAAAGCGUACAGAUCUGAAAAACAGAGUGAGUUAAAGGAGGAGCAGAUGAAAUCCCAGCAGAGAAUCCAGGAGAAGCAGAAGAAGGUGCAGGAGCUGAAACAGGCUGUGAACACUAUAAAGCUCAGUGCACAGACAGCAGUGGAGGACAGUGAGAGGAUCUUUACUGAGAUGAUCAGCUCCAUGGAGAAAAGGCGCUCGGGGGUGACGGAGCUGAUCAGAGCUCAGGAGAAGGCUGAACUGAGUCGAGCUGAACGACUCCUGGAGCAACUGGAGCAGGAGAUCGCUGAUCUUCAGAGGAGAGUCACUGAGCUGGAGCAGCUUUCACACACACACGAUCACCUCCACUUCCUCCAGGAAAUAAAGGUUUUAGUCUCCGGCCGUUGCUCUCCCGAAAUGAUUACACCAGGUUUUCAGUCUGAUCUCUGUGAGGACUCGCGCAGCAUCACUGUCAGUAAACAUCUCUCAUUUGAUGGAGUGAGGGAAUCUCUCUCUGCUCUGAAAAAGAGACUCGAGGAAUUCUGCCAGGAGGAAUUCAUCAGAAUCCCUGAACUUGCUGCAGCAGUUCACAUCAUUUUACCCCCAGAUCCAAAGAGCAGACAAGACUUUCUGCAGUAUUUCUGUGAUCUGACUCUGGAUCCCAACACAGUACAUUAUUACCUCAUUCUGUCUGAGAGGAACAGAGCGGUGACGUACAGUGGGAGAAAGCAGCAGUACUCUGAUCAUCCAGAGAGAUUUGACUACUGGGAGCAGGUGUUGAGUAAGGAGAGUGUGUGUGGACGCUGUUACUGGGAGGUGGAGAGGAGCGGUGCUGAUAGUGUGUACAUAUCAGUCUCAUAUAAAGACAUCAGCAGGAAAGGAUCGGGUAAUGAGUGUGUUCUUGGAGGCAGCGAUCAGUCCUGGAGUCUGUGGUGUUCUUCUUCUUCUCUCUUUUUCUGUCACAACAACUUUAAGACUGCACUCGGAGUUCCAUCGUCCUCCAGAAUAGGAGUGUAUGUGGAUCACAGUGCAGGAACUCUGUCCUUCUACAGCAUCUCUGACACGAUGAAGCUCCUCCACAGAGUCCACACCACUUUUACUCAGCCUCUAUACGCCGGGUUCUGGCUCGGGUCUUUUGGAUCAACUGUGAGAUUACGUGAUCCAGAAUAAAAUAUCAGAAAUGUGAUUUUAUUGAAUUAAAAUGAGCAACUUUACUUUUUUAUAUCAAGCUUAAUUCCAGUGUAAUAUGAGGCAUUUAUUUGUGAUUUCCCAAUUUUCCUUUAUAACGUUAGAUCUUUCCUCUGUCUUUUAGGAGAUUUCAGUAUUACACAGUAAUGCUUGAAAGUUUGUGAACCCUUUACAAUUUUCUAUGUAUCUGCAUAAGACCUAAAUCAGAACCGAUUUUAUUUACCGAUUAUUCUCAUGAUCAAUGCAACCGGAGUUGCAUUGAUCAUGAGAACAGUGAGGAAUCAUCCCAGAACUACACGGGAGGAUCUUGUCAAUGAUCUCAAGGCAGCUGGGACCAUAGUCACCAAGAAAACAAUUGGUAACACACUACGCCGUGAAGGACUGAAAUCCUGCAGCGCGCGCAAGGUCCGCUGCUCAAAAAAAGCACAUAUACAUGCCCGUCUGAAGUUUGCCAAUGAACAUCUGAAUGAUUCAGAGGACAACUGGGGGAAAGUGUUGAGGUCAGAUAAGACCAAAAUGGAGUUCUUUGGCAUCAACUCAACUCGCCGUGUUUGGAGGAGGAAUAAUGCUGCCUAUGACCCCUGGAAUACCAUCCCCACCAUCAAACAUGGAGGUGGAAACAUUAUGCUUUUGGGGGUGUUUUUCUGCUAAGGGGACAGGACAACUUCACCGCAUCAAAGGGACGAUGGACGGGGCCAUGUACCGUCAAAUCUUGGGUGAAAUCCUCCUUCCCUCAGACAGGGCAUUGAAAAUGGGUCGUGGAUGGGUAUUCCAGCAUGACAAUGACCCAAAACAAUGGCCAAGGCAACAAAGGAGUGGCUCAAGAAGAAGCACAUUAAGGUCCUGGAGUGGCCUAGCCAGUCUCCAGACCUUAAUCCCAUAGAAAAUCUGUGGAGAGAGCUGAAGGUUCGAGUUGCCAAACGUCAGCCUCGAAACCUUAAUGAUUUGGAGAAGAUCUGCAAAGAGGAGUGGGACAAAAUCCCUCCUGAGAUGUGUGCAAACCUGAUGGCCAACUACAAGAAACGUCUGACCUCUGUGAUUGCCAACAAGGGUUUUGCCACCAAGUACCAAGUCCUGUUUUGCAGAGGGGGUCAAAUACUUAUUUCCCUCAUUAAAAUGCAAAUGAAUUCAUAACAUUUUUGACGUGUGUUUUUCUGGAUUAUUUUGUUGUUAUUCUGUCUCUCACUGUUCAAAUAAAUCUACCAUUAAAGUUGUA
Ictalurus punctatus (channel catfish) is the source of this 3842-nucleotide messenger RNA. RefSeq names its product tripartite motif-containing protein 16. Lineage: Eukaryota; Metazoa; Chordata; Actinopteri; Siluriformes; Ictaluridae. The transcript is spliced from 7 exons. Gene Ontology annotation, molecular function: protein binding; zinc ion binding. The record is from RefSeq and is a predicted model, not a curated record. The coding region runs from base 899 to 2608 and encodes 569 amino acids.